Messenger RNA from Chaetomium globosum CBS 148.51, 1749 nucleotides. RefSeq lists its product as uncharacterized. Gene Ontology annotation, molecular function: phospholipid:diacylglycerol acyltransferase activity. The coding region runs from base 1 to 1749 and encodes 582 amino acids. Gene Ontology annotation, biological process: triglyceride biosynthetic process; lipid storage. The record is from RefSeq and is a predicted model, not a curated record. Gene Ontology annotation, cellular component: perinuclear endoplasmic reticulum; cytoplasm. NCBI's taxonomy places the organism in Eukaryota, Fungi, Ascomycota, Sordariomycetes, Sordariales, Chaetomiaceae. The transcript is spliced from 4 exons.
AUGGCGAGCACCCUACGCCGCCGAGUCCCCGGCAACGAUUCACCCUCUGAAACGUCAACGCCCCGUGAUGAGAGCCCCGACGAACCCGAGAAGGCCAGCGACAAAAUUAAGACGGUUCAUCACCACCGGCCGCAGACGCGCAAACGCAGAAACACUGCUAUUUUUUUGCUCGGCAGUUUGUUUGGGAUCAUCGCUGCGGGUUUCUUCGCUCAGAGCAAUGACUUGAUAGAUUUCCCCGAGAUUGGGGAGCUGAGCAUGGAUAGUUUUUUUGACGUUCUUCCGGCGGGGUUGGUGAAGGAUAUGCGGGAGCUGGUCAUCGGCGAGCGCGACUCCCUCGAAAGUUACGACGCGUUUUCCGUUGGCAUCAAGGCGCGCUCCGAAGGCCUCACGGCGCACCACCCCAUCGUCAUGGUUCCUGGUGUAAUAUCUACCGGCCUCGAGUCCUGGGGAACUUCGAACGCCUCGCUCCCCUAUUUUCGGAAACGGCUAUGGGGCAGCUGGAGCAUGAUGCGGGCUCUGGUCCUAGAUAAGGAAACAUGGAAGACUCAUGUCAUGCUGGACAAGAAGACUGGCCUGGAUCCUCCCGGGAUCAAGUUACGCGCGGCACAAGGCUUCGACGCCACCGAUUUUUUCAUUACGGGAUACUGGAUCUGGAACAAAAUUCUUGAGAAUUUGGCGUCGUUGGGCUACGAUCCGAUAAAAACAUACACGGCAGCAUACGAUUGGCGCCUGGCCAUGAGUAGCCAAGUUGUGUUUUAUUUCUUCCAUAGAGUCGCCUCGAAACACGGAGGUAAUGAGAGCGAUGAUUGGGUCGAGAAGCAUGUUGAAUCGUGGAUUAACGUCAGUGGAUGUAUGCUGGGGGCGCUCAAGGAUGUUACGGCCAUCCUCUCCGGCGAGAUGCGUGACACGGCGCAGCUGAAUGCCUUUGCUGUUUACGGGCUUGAGAAGUUCUUGAGCAAGGCUGAGCGGGCCGAAAUCUUCCGCGCCAUGCCGGGUAUCUCCUCCAUGCUUCCGAUAGGAGGCAGCGCCAUCUGGGGUGACCACAACGGGGCGCCAGACGACCAGCCUGACCAGGAGCAUACCUACGGCUCAUUCUUAAACUUUCGGACCGGCCAAAACUGGACAACUCCUGACAGAAACUUCACCGUGAACGACGCCAUGGACUACUUGCUCGAUACUUCAGAGGACUGGUAUAGGGAUCAAGUGAAGGGGAGCUACUCCCGGGGCGUCGCAGAAACUACUGCCGAAGUCGAGUCCAACGAAGACGACCAUAGGAAAUGGAUCAACCCCUUGGAAACUCGGCUUCCCCUUGCGCCUAGCCUGAAGAUCUACUGCUUCUAUGGCGUGGGCAAACCCACGGAAAGAGGGUACUACUACCGCUCCCCCGAACCUGGCUCGCUCACCAAUCUAAACAUGACAAUCGACACGGGCCUGUCCCAGGGCAUGGUCGACCGCGGCGUUGUUAUGGGUGAAGGCGACGGCACGGUUAGUCUUAUGAGCACAGGAUACAUGUGCAACAGCGGGUGGAAAAUGAAACGAUACAACCCGGCGGGGGCCAAGAUCACGGUGGUUGAAAUGCCUCACGAGCCGGACCGUUUUAAUCCCCGGGGCGGACCCAACACAGCGGAUCAUGUCGAUAUCCUGGGUAGACAGAAUCUCAACGAGCUCAUUCUAAAGAUUGCCGCCGGCAAGGGGGAGACUAUCGAAGAUCACAUCAUCAGCAAUAUCCGCGACAUGGAUCCGCUGUGA